Molecule: messenger RNA, 2631 nt
Organism: Effrenium voratum
Lineage: Eukaryota; Dinophyceae; Suessiales; Symbiodiniaceae
Source: the annotation of a GenBank genome assembly
GGCUGCUCGAGUUUUGUGUGGCCUCUGAAUGCCAGCCCUGCUGCGGGAUGGCUGAUCCUUUGACUGGCCUUCUGCAGCAGAAGAAGCAGACGCCCCCAGCAGCAAAGGCUGCCAAGCCGCCUGCACCCACCAAAGGCCUCUUCGACUUUGAUGUGGAGUCCACGUUGAGCCGCAAGGUGGCACAAGGCGCCGAUGCUACGGUGGGUGAGCGCAUCUUUGAGGCGCUGGCGGCCCGCAGCACGGUGGACUUCCCAAAGAUAACGGAGAUCUGCGAGCGAGUAGCCCAGGAGCCCCAAGAGGUGCCGGAAGCGGUGCGCCUGCUUGCCGGAGCCUUCAACGAGCGGGAGCCGCCCAGGCGCAAAUUCAAGGCGCUGACCAUCAUGAACGAGCUGCUCUACGACCCGAAGGCCUGCCACGAGCUGCGCCAGGUCUUCGGGGUGCGAGACGCCCUUUGGAAGCUCCAGGCCACUUUUGGCAGCGGCUUGGGUGACGGUCCGGAUGAGCAGAUCCGGAUGCUAGCCACAGAGGUGGAGAAGAAGACCUUCGGCUCCGCGGGCGACCCUUUCUCCGCCCCGGUGGCAGAGGAUCCGUUUUCCUUGCCAGUGGCCGCCGCCCGGCCCGCCGAGCCCAGGCAACCGAGAGACACCUCCUCUGCCUCUGUGCUAGGUGCGCUAUGGCAGGUCGGCUCUGUUGUCAAAGACAACUUGAAGACCGGCUGGACCGCAGCGCAGGAGGCGGCAGAACAGCUGACGACGAGCCAGGGCUCCGGGACUCGCUGCGAGUUCCAGAAGCUCCCAAUGCGGCCCACUGCGGACAGGCCUACAUUGGACAUCCGAUUUGAAGAUAUGCUGCCAGGGGAGAAGGUGCAUUACGCGAUCAACCCGGCGGUGCUGCUCCUCAAUAAGCCGUUCCGCGAGUUGCAGGGCCGGCUUCUGAUCUCCAGAUACCGGAUGCGCUUCCAAGUGCCCAAAGGCACCUUGAAGGACAACCUUGCAUGGGUGGCGGAGCGCCAACUCCUCGACGUGCCGCUGGGCCUCGUGGAGAAGUUGGACUUCGAGUCCACCACGUCGGAGGCUGGCGUCCAGCAGUGGCGGCUCAACAUCAUCACGAAGGACUUCCGACACUUGGUGAUCAUGGUCUCGGAGGUCAAGGACCUGGCAGUGGUGGAGGAAGCCCUGGUGGCGCUGAGCCAACCCGGGGCCAACUUCACCCAGGUUCUGUUUGCCUUCCCACACGCAGCUGCGGUGGGAACCCGGGAAGAUGGCUGGUCCCUUCUGGAUCCUCGACGAGAGUUUGAGAGGAUGGGCAUCACUGAGUCUUGCCCCUGGCUCAUCAGUCCCAUCAACAGCGAGUACGAGCUCUGCGACACCUACCCGUCUACUUUGGUCCUGCCUCGAAGCUGCUCCCGCGAGCAGCUUCGGGCUGUGGCGGGCUUCCGGAAGCGAGGUCGGAUUCCAACGAUGAGCUGGUGCAGCAAGGACUUUGCCUCGCUCUGGCGUUGCUCGCAGCCCAUGGAGGGCCUGCUAGGGCAGCCCGAUCCAUCUGACGAGAAGAUGCUGCACGCGAUCAGGAACGGCAAGGCCCAAAGCCUGCUUGUCGUGGACCUCCGGCCCAGGAAAGCCGCUUAUGUCAACAAAGUGGGCGGCGGUGGCUUUGAGAGUUAUGACGGCUGCCGGCUGGUUUUCGGGAACAUCGACAACGUGCACGGGGUUCGCGACGCUUGGAAAAAGAUGGCGCAGGCCAUGACCGGGCUCAACAAUGACGAGGUGGGGUCCUGGUUUCGGGACAUUGCCAACUCCGGGUGGUAUGACCUCAUUGGGAAUAUCUUCCAGUGUGCCAACUACGUCGUCCAUGAGAUUGAGACGUUGCGCUGCAACGCGGUGAUCCACUGUUCGGAUGGCUGGGACCGCACUGCACAGGUGAGCUCUGUGGCCAUGCUUUGCAUGGACCCACACUACCGCUCCCUGCGGGGCUUGCUGCUCUUGAUCCAGAAGGAGUUUUGCAACUUCGGCCACCGUUUCCGGACCCGCCUGGCCAACGGAGAGAAGCCAACCAGCGAGUACAGCCCUAUUUUUUUCCAGUGGUUGGAGUGCGUAUACCAGAUGACUCUGCAAUUUCCCACGGCCUUUGAGUUUACCGCGGACUUGCUGCUCUACCUGACCCGGGAGGUCUGCACGAAUCGCUGGGGCACAUUCCUGGGGGAUUGUGAGAAGGAGCGCAUGGAGAAGGUGAGACCGUACACACUCUCCUUGUGGUCAUCAAUCCUUUCAGGACCCGCACCCGAGUUCCUGAACGCCAGGUACUGCCCAUCCGAGGAGGUUCUGAGACUGAGCCCAUGCCAGGCUGGCUUCAAGCUCUGGGAGGAGUACUGGUUCCGGUUCCGGCUACAUCCCCGAGACGAGCUGGCGGAGCGCUGCGUCAAGGCCUUUUGAGGACGUGCCGCUGGCUGCAGCGAAGGAGACACAAAUGACCGUGUCCUUUUCCCAGUUCCGGCCAUCCAAAGGACUGGGCAGCUGGAUAGACUGGUGCCCUGGAAGUCUCCUUGCGCUGUUUGCAUUGAAGUAAAACGGAGGACUUCCACGGUUAGUACGUGAUAUGGCCAUGGGGCAUAACCUGUGGCUCUAUUUUGGG